CUUAACUAGCAGAAUAGCAUUUUGGAAAAGCCAUGGGAAUGGUGAUAGAAGUACUUGAUUUAUAUGGGCCUCUUCAAUAUUAAGAUAUCUUGAAAUAUGCACAAUUUGAUGACUUAAAAUUUUUGGAGAUUGUUAUCACCCUUGGAAUUAAGCAUUAAAUAAUUGGUUAUAAAAUCAAAAAGCAAUUGGAUAAUACCGUUGAGAUAAAACAAUUAUUUUAAGGAAAUAAAGAUGAAAAAUAGCAGAAUGAGUCUAAUUAAACAAAAAAUAAAUAAAAAAAAAAAGGAUUAAUAUUUGUUAAUCAUAUAGCAUUGCUGGGGAGAGAAUAUGUACCAGAAUUAUUAAAUAGCGAAAAAAAAUACAAUGCUAUUUUUGAUUAUGCAAUUAAAAAUGGAGUAUUUGGAAUAAAGAAUCUCGUUUCUGAAAGCAUAAAUGAAAGUGAUUUAGAAACUUUGGUGAAUGAAUUAUUUGAUAAAAGUUUACUUUAAAUUGUUUAAGUAGAUUAAUAAGAAGAAAUUUAAGAAGUUAUUUAUAAGGAUACAAAAAAUAAAUCUGAUAAGAAAACUUAAAAAGCAAAGAAAAAAUUAGAAAUUUCAUCUUAAAAGUAACAAUCUCUUACUUAGAAUUCACUUUUAUAAAUAAAUUGGACAGGAUUAAUGGAUAUUGUUAAAAAUAAUACUAUUAUGCAAUAAUUAAAAUAAAUCUAUGGAAUUUCCAGUUUCUAGGAUCAAAAUUUAUAUAAAUAAAAAUAGAAAGAAUUAAAGGAAAAUUUAGAAAUCAAAUGGAUUGAAGACAAGCAUUCUCAAAAACAUUCUAGAGUUUUCAAUCUAUUAAAAUUGAAAAAUUGCCCACUUGAUGAAAAAUAAAUUUGUGACCUUGCUCUACUGAACUAUUAGGAUUCAAAUACUAUACUUUUGGAAUUAUUAACAGAUUAAUUGAUUAAAACUCAAAUACUGAAGGAGAAUGAUAAAGAUAAACAGAGAUUCCAAUUUGAUUAGAAAAUGGUUGAUGAAAAACUCUAACUGCAUUUCUACAAAGGUUUAAUCAGUUGCAAAGAUAAAAAACUCUAUUUUGGAAUUUUGAAUUAGAUGAAUCUAAUGUAAUUUGAUAUGAGACAUUGA
This is a messenger RNA of Paramecium tetraurelia, 1121 nucleotides long. RefSeq lists its product as uncharacterized. The record is from RefSeq and is a predicted model, not a curated record. The transcript is spliced from 3 exons. NCBI's taxonomy places the organism in Eukaryota, Ciliophora, Oligohymenophorea, Peniculida, Parameciidae.